Molecule: messenger RNA, 1459 nt
Organism: Clarias gariepinus (North African catfish)
Lineage: Eukaryota; Metazoa; Chordata; Actinopteri; Siluriformes; Clariidae
Gene: fkbpl
Product: FKBP prolyl isomerase like
Exons: 3
Coding region: 115-1188 (357 amino acids)
Molecular function (GO): protein binding
Source: RefSeq, a predicted model, not a curated record
UGACUUUUAAAUGUAAAUUAUAUUAAAUUCACCUGAGCCGAAUCCAAAGCAAACCUCAGCCAAACAAGUUUAUAUUUAUUUUUCAAGAACAGUGUGUCUCUUCAGAAAGUAUUUAUGGCCACGGAAAAUAACACAGAAGAACACGUGACGAGCGAAAGCCCAUGGAUAUCAGUGAGUCCUGGUGGUCUUUGGGAGGUACACAGGAGGUGGAAGUGGGAGAGAAAGCGAGGAGACAACACCCCUCUGUUAGGGUCCAUCUGCAAAAUAAGAGUGCGUCUUAUAAACCAUACAGAAGAUAACAGCCAGUCUGAGAGCUCGAGUGAAACUGAAUCCGCAGUUAGUGACAGUGAUGUGCAGGUUACAGAGUUUCCUCGCUCUCAGGAUUCAGUGCUGCAGGUUCCUCUGGACAGGUGGAUACAGCUGCGAAUGGGAGAGGGGCAGUGUGACAUUAUAGAGAGCUGUUUGGAGGGCAUGAGGGCAGCAGAGACCUGUGAGAUCACAGUAAGACCCUAUCAACGGCAUUUUAAUAUGACACCCAGUGAUAAUCAUGCUGCCCAGAAGACAGAAGAGGAGACACAGCCGAAAAGUGAGUGUUUUUCUCUGCAGCUUCAUUCAUUCACUGCAGGGAAGGAGUCGUGGCAGAUGCCCCCUACGGAGAAGUGGACCUGGGUGCUGUCUCAUAAGCAGCGGGGCAGCCAACGCUUCGGCAAGGGAGACAUAUGGGGAGCAACACAUUCUUACUGCUGUGCUGUUAAACUGCUCAUCACUUUAAAGGGACAGAACAGAGGGAAAGAUGGAGUUCCAGAGGUUGAUGGAGGCAGGACCCGUGAGAGAGAGACAGAAGCAAAAAACACCCACAUCCAAACUGAGGAGGAGUAUAAUACAAUAAAAGCAGAACUCCAUUCUAAUCUCUCCCUGUGCCAGCUCAGGCUUGGCCAGCCGGUUAAAGCCAAGGACAGCAGCUGCAAAGCCACUACACUGGAUCCAGUGAAUGUUAAAGCCUGGUAUCGCCUUGGCCAAGCCUGUCUGCAGCUGGAAGACUUCUCAGAAGCACGGCAAGCUUUUGGCAAAGUCCUAGAACUACAGCCAGGUUCUACCUCUGCCCAAAAUGCCUUGAAACAAGUACAUGCAAAAGCAAAAGAGUUUGACUGUAAGCUUGGCCAAAGGCUAAGCAAAAUGUUUACUUAAUGAUUUGCAGACAAAUCGGCAUCUGUCUGCAUACAUGUCGACAUAAAUAUUAACAACAAAUGUGAAUGUUAACAGGCCUUGUGUAUACUUUAAAUGUGGCUUAUCAAAAAUAAAAACUUGAAACUUAAAAGAGCCUAAAAAGCUCAUGUGGUAAUAAACUGUAUUUAAUGGGGGAUCUAUUACUCUAAGUAUUGCUCUUUGCAUGGUGGUUGUAUUAUGGUUCUAUGUUGAACAAAUGCCAAUUAAACUAUUUAUAAGCUUCACACCCUUA